GGAGCUACCUGUAAACAAAUCGGAUCCCAGGCAACCUAUGUCCAGUGAACACUGUCUGCUAGUGUAGAGGGGCCAAUUUGGUGAGAAUAUCAGUCAAGGACAACCAUUUAUCCUGCUCCAUUAUAACGUGGAUUACUGCUAUUCCCUCCCACCCUUGCCCUGACCAUGCCAGAAAAUUUCCAAAGCACACCUAUUUUUGGUACAGAAAGCACUCUACAGACCUCUCUGCCUGUGCUGAACAGCUCCACACCCUCAGGAAUGGUGUGCAACUACUCCAGUGUCUCCAUCCCAGCUGUGAGUUCAGCAUGGCUCCUGCCAUCAGCAUCUGGCACUUUUCUCCAGGCACUCAUGGGCAGUGCCUACCUUAACCCACAUGCUGGCACGACCAUGCUGACAAUGCUGACUGACCAGAGCCAGGUCUGCAACUCCACACUCUCCUGUCCAGUGGUGGACCUGGAGAAAUCCCUGAGAUUGUCACCUUCAGGCCAAACACUUUGUUUGCUGCAGAGUCCAGAACUUUACAUCACUUGCACCCCUGCUUCCCAGAGGAAGACACCAUCUGUUGAUGGGGACAGGCCAUUAACAACAUCUAUCCCUAGCCCUUCAGAAUUCCUGGCCUUGCCUCCAGCUCCAAGCUUGGAACAAACAGAGAUUAAAAACCUGCAUGAGAUGGAAGUUGAGCAUUUGAUGCCUCGGGAUGCCUAUGAGGGUACUAAAGAAAACCAAGACCCAUCAUUCCUUCCUUUAUCACACCCUGACUUGCAGCAACCUCUGCACUGCACUGAAACUGGGAGUCUAGGACAGACAUCUGUUUCUGACAAUGCCAGCUUGGGAGGCAUCCACCUGGGUCUGGAAGAGAAAGGAACACUGGACAGUUUGAUGGUGUCCACUAUUGCCUUUGCAGAUAUCACUACAUUGGUGGCAGAUAUUCACCUUCCCCAACUCUUCAACUUCCUCACAGGCCUAGAUCAAUACCAAGAUACAACAGCAACUGAAUCCAAAGACUCCACAGUCAUCUGGAGGGACCAGGCCCAAGAAAACUCCAGAGUCAUCAGUGGGUCCUCUGACCAGGUGAGAAAGAAAGACCAUGAAGCCUCUGAGCUGAUUGAUGGAGCUCCUCAGGCCAAAAUCCCAAACUUGGAUCUGGUGAAGGGAGAGGGAGCUAUGGCCAGUGUGGGGGUCAGUGACAGGGAUAUUGACAACAUGACAAAGGACUUGGAGAGCAAAGCUCCCAAAGUGUCACCUAUCAGGCUCAGCAGAGCUAGAGGACAAGGGCAAGACAAGACCAAAUGGACCAGAGAAAAUAAUUCCAAGAAAACAGAGGAGCUCAAGAAGUCAAGGAACAGUGUCAAAGGUGAAGAGAAGUCCACCAUCCCCAAGACCAGGAUAAAGAGGGAUCCACGUGAGCUCAGCCACAACAGCUUUAAAAAGCCUAGAACCCACCUUGGCACGCACAUGCUAGAGUCUGUACAGGUCUUCCACCCUCUGGGGAAGAAGAGUGAGAAGAAACCUGGCACCACUUCUUCCCAGGCUCUGGGAACUUUUAGCAGCAACAAAUAUCCCAGGCCAGGCCCAACCACAACAGUACUACAGGAUAGGCCACAUGAGUGCCAGGUCCCUGACAAAACUCCAGGCAAGGCUCAGAGAGCAGAGAGCAGUGCUCUCAAGGAGUGCCCAUCUCAGUCUCAGUACGAGCUGCCCCCAGCUGGGAAGGUCAGGUUAGUACCUCUGCCUCUCCCAACACUGGACCAGACUCAAGCCAGACCUGUUUCUAGAAAGCCCCUUACUCUGGCUUCACACAGGCCCGCUACAGCUUACUCCGAGAGGUGUCAUUUUCACUCAGCUCAGCUUACCACACUCAAGCCAUCCCAACCACCUUCUAUCAGAAAAUCUUUGAUGGCUUCUGCCAAGCCAGCUCUGCCAAUUUCUUCCAGUGCCACGCGAUCUAAUGAAACCAACAUCAUCCACAUUAGCACUGUGCUUCAGUCAGGCACCUUGAGGCCUACAUCCUAUAGAGAAUCAUCUCAGACUUCCCUCCAGAGGGAGCAGCUUUCUGCUGCCAAGAACAAGGUGCCAUCACCUCUUGAACCUCAAACUCAAUAUCUGUUGCAAGACUUUAGUCGCCAACCCAUUCCAUGGAAGAAAGUCGACAUUCUGGGACCAGUCAUCUCACAGCCCAUCACAAAAGAGCAGAGGCCAGAGAGGGAGGCCAUGAAGAGGCAGGCACAUCAGGAGCGAGAAAAUGCUGCCAAGUGUAGCUCUACUGGGAAACUGCAGCUUUUCCUUCAAAGGGAAAAGGAUAUGGAAAUUUCUCGAUACUAUGGCUAUGCAAUGUAAGAGCUGCCAAGAUCUUUGUAACAAAUUGUUUUUCAGUGUGGACAAGGAUAAAUACAGACACUUAUAUAUAUGUGUGUACAUGAGUAUUAUGUGAAUGUGCAGUAGUGACAUAGGUACAUCUGUGUUAUGUAAAUGUUUGUUUAUAGAAAUGGACAGACAAAUUUUCUAUCUUGUAAAUAUUUGAGCAGUAAAAUUGACUGGAGAAAUUUAAGUCAAUUCUUUAAUUCAUGGUAUAUAGAGGAUUUAUUUUUAUUCUAUGACUUUGAUUUUUAAAAAUCUAUGUUGGUCAAGUAAUAUGUUACAUAAAUAUAUCAUAUGAUAUAAAACUCUGAUAAUAUUUAAUAUUAAAGCAAUUCAUCAAUAGCUCUAGUGGUAAUAAAAUUAUUCUUGAGUUUAUUUUCAUUGUACUAGUCACUGAACAUGUUAUGUUCCCUAAAAUUUAUAAGGUAACCUGAAGACACUUGAGCUGUUUCCAGUUCCUCUCACCCCAUCUCUUAAUCAUUAUUCUGUAACAGAACUCUUCCUGCUAUUUUGUGAGGUGAAAUACAGACUUUCAUGUAUACACAACCUAGCACUUAUACAUGAGAAAAACAUUAACAGGAUGACUAUGUUUCUGAAAUGGAUUGAAUUGGAUAAAUAUUUGUCUCAAGUUG
Molecule: messenger RNA, 2990 nt
Organism: Mus pahari (shrew mouse)
Lineage: Eukaryota; Metazoa; Chordata; Mammalia; Rodentia; Muridae
Exons: 3
Coding region: 166-2337 (723 amino acids)
Source: RefSeq, a predicted model, not a curated record